Molecule: messenger RNA, 1680 nt
Organism: Maylandia zebra (zebra mbuna)
Lineage: Eukaryota; Metazoa; Chordata; Actinopteri; Cichliformes; Cichlidae
Gene: baalcb
Product: BAALC binder of MAP3K1 and KLF4 b
Cellular component (GO): cytoplasm
Source: RefSeq, a predicted model, not a curated record
GAUGGACGCUCUAACAUACACCGCUCCGCCACAGAUCCGCCGUUCAGUGUGUUUACAGGAGGAUGAAUGAAGAGGCUGGUGGUGCAGCAGCGUGCGGACGCGCAGUGUGCUACCGGCUGUGCUCGUGUCGCUAGUAUAAUUAUUAUUAUUACUAACAGUGUGUUACUGGUUUGACUGGCAGACGACACACUGGAAAAGCACCGAGGCAAGACAAAAACCCGACUUUCCAGCAUCCGUAAGCCUUCAGAGAUCAUCUGUAUUUGAACAUGGUCUCCCUGGUCUACUUAAUAAUCAGAAGAUGCUGCAUAAACAAACCUAAACAUAGCUGAGUUAACAGAGGGUGGGACCACAUAAUCUGCUCUCUGAAGGAUAGAAGUUGAUGCAUACUAACUGUAUGAGGGCCCUCAGCUUCUCCCACAGCUGUGUGCUGUGCUUGUGAAUCUUUUUGAGCUGGGAAGUGAAGAGUCAUGGGCUGUGGGGGCAGCAGAACUGACGCUUUGGAGCCUCGCUACCUGGAGAGCUGGACAAAAGAGACGGAGUCCACAUGGCUGACGAGCACAGACACAGAUAUCCCCUUGUCAUCCAUCCAGAGCAUCCCCUCUGAGAACUCAGAGGCUGGCUUCACUUCUGAGAAAACAAUCAGCCCUGUUCCAGAUUUCUUUGAAGACGGCCUCCCGCCACCGGCUCAGGCCUACCUAAAGGUCUGCUCGGCCAUGUCUGAAGCCAGCCUGAACGAUGUGAAGCCCAGCAGCACACCAACAGCACUGGGCUCUCCGCGGCAGGACACGACGAUGCCUUCUUCUGGAACCACAGUGCAGCGCAGAAGUGUUUUGCACACUGAAGAGAUUACAAAAUGGCAGGACAAUCGGAUGUCGACCAAGCAGGUGACCAUUACAGUCACCCAGAGCAUCCACCAGGUGGACAAGAACGGGAAGGUGAAGAAGUCCCUCACGACAUAUGAGGUCAUGAAACCAGUGGAAGCUAUCAAACAGGUGGCGACACAAAACGCCUGAGUGCAGGGGGACAUUGGAAGAAGCCAAAAAAUGAAAAUAAUUAUGACUGUGAAAGAAAUCGAACAGGUUUUGUGGUCUGACAGGUGUCGAAAGCACAAAAAUCUGAUUUCUAGUGCAUUUAAUACUUUACGAUGUAUGUUUUACUGACAUGUUGGAGACUUUUACAAGAGACAUUUGAUCAAACAAGCAUGGGGUAACAGGCAAAACAAAACGUGGUAUGUUACAGCGAAUGUCAUAUUAAAAGCAAUUGUAGUAUAUUACAGCUGACAGCUUGUUUCCACAUCAGUGUAAAGAAAUCAUUGCUUAGCACUGAACUCGAAAAUAGUUUAAUCCAGAGUAUUUUCACAUUUUAAGAUGUGGUUGAACAUUAACAUAGGUGUAAAACUAUUACUGCAAUAUUAUUUAAUAUGAUAUAAAUGUUUCAUAGUUUUGUUACUUGGCAUUGAUGCACCAUUUGUAGUCGCUGCUGUCCUACAAAGCAAAAGGCUCAGGAAACUGACUGUGACGAUUGCACUAUUUACAGUGAAGCCUGGACGGAGGUUUGUGAGAAUAAAAAAGAAAAAGCGCUCACGAACAGCAUCGUGUUUUGUAAGAUAUUGAGGUUACUUUUUAAAAUUCUGUCGUUAUUUGUGUUUUCUAAUGAUAAUAAAUUACACACCGAAAUGUA